Molecule: messenger RNA, 1582 nt
Organism: Annulohypoxylon truncatum
Lineage: Eukaryota; Fungi; Ascomycota; Sordariomycetes; Xylariales; Hypoxylaceae
Product: GTP cyclohydrolase I
Exons: 3
Coding region: 322-1317 (331 amino acids)
Biological process (GO): tetrahydrofolate biosynthetic process; tetrahydrobiopterin biosynthetic process
Cellular component (GO): cytoplasm
Molecular function (GO): zinc ion binding; GTP cyclohydrolase I activity; GTP binding
Source: RefSeq, a predicted model, not a curated record
GAAGCUUGUUACAUUUUGUCGAUGCGGCUUCUGAUUUGCAUUGCUCAAUAUUCCUACAUAAGCACGUUGGCUUUCACCGAGUACAUGUGCCUCAAAGGAUCAACUUGAUUGGGAAUCCCAACUUUGUUUUUCCGCUCCGCCUAUUGUCGAUUGUCGAUUGUAGAUCACUAAUUGCUCAUACCAAGCAACAAUUUAAUUCAACUUUUUACAGCAACACGAACCGUCCAACCACGAUUCAUUAAUACUUAAGCCAUAUGCAUCUGAUGCGCCAACCCAUUCAAUUCCCUUGCAUCAACUGAAGCUGCCGCCAGAAAAAGUAAAAUGGCGCACUUCACCGAGGCCAAGCAGAGUAACCAGGAAUCAUUAACGAUUGCUUCUUCCAGCAAUUCCGCUACGGGUGUUUCUGACGUCGAUGACUCUGUGAAUGGUAGCGAGAAGCGAGCGCACGACGGGAGUCGAGAUAGUAGAAAAUCUAGGAGUAGGAAGAGAAGAAGAAGGGCAAAAGACGGCGGAAUAUCUGAGAUGAAUGGCCAUGACAGCUCAUCGAAGAGAAGAAACAGCAUAAGCAAGGCUGCCCGGGAUCCUAGGGAUGAGCCUCCGAAGAAGAAAAAGAAGAAGGUCAAGCCCGAAGUGCCCGAGGGCACCGAAACACGGUCCCCGAGCCCUGUUAUUGACUUUGAUGGCUUAAGCCGACCGAGUCGUGGCACGCGAGAGCGACUUGAAGAGAGCUCCGAACAGGCGGCUCAAAGGCUCGAGAAAAUGAAAGGAGCCGUUCGAACAAUCCUAGAAUGCGUUGGGGAGGACCCAGAUCGAGAAGGCGUGCUAGAUACGCCCGCAAGAUAUGCGAAGGCUAUGCUCUUCUUCACCAAAGGGUAUCAACAGAAUGUCAAGGACAUUGUCAACAACGCAAUCUUCCACGAAAAUCAUAACGAGAUGGUAAUCGUGAAAGACAUUGAGAUAUUCAGUCUAUGUGAACAUCACUUGGUCCCCUUCUUCGGGAAGAUGCACAUCGGAUACAUCCCGAAAAACAAUGUCAUCGGCAUAUCGAAGCUACCCCGUAUCGCAGAGAUGUUCAGCCGUCGUCUGCAGGUACAAGAGCGAUUAACGAGAGAAGUUGCCAAUGCCAUUAUGGAAGUACUAAAACCUCAGGGGGUAGCUGUUGUCAUGGAGUCGAAUCAUCUUUGCAUGGUUAUGCGAGGAGUGGAAAAGACAACUACGAGCACCAUUACUAGCUGCGUGCUUGGUUGUUUCGAAAAGAAAGAAAAGACCAGGAAUGAGUUUCUGAGUCUAGUUGGGCUGAACAGAGGAUAUAGGUAGGCAUCAAGGAGGACGAUAUAACGUUAACGUAUACAGGAACAUGGAUGCAUAUUAGGCGUUAUCGGUCUAGAGUAUGGGAUCUCAACAUCAAACUCAUCAUUUAGGACGGGAAGGUAAACGCAUUUAACAUUAGAGUUACAGCAAGCUCAACGCCUCGAGGAAAGGAUAGCAUAUGGCGUUCAGGGGUAAAAUCACUUUUCAACAUCAACGUUAUGUAUAAUCAACUACAUAAUAUACUUACGCAUUCACUACUGAAGACACCCAA